This is a messenger RNA of Ictalurus furcatus (blue catfish), 850 nucleotides long. It is a transcript of the gene micos13, whose product is annotated as mitochondrial contact site and cristae organizing system subunit 13. Bases 163 to 498 code for a protein of 111 amino acids. The record is from RefSeq and is a predicted model, not a curated record. The transcript has 4 exons. Gene Ontology annotation, biological process: cristae formation. NCBI's taxonomy places the organism in Eukaryota, Metazoa, Chordata, Actinopteri, Siluriformes, Ictaluridae. Gene Ontology annotation, cellular component: MICOS complex; mitochondrial crista junction.
GUUCAUAUCCGGUUGUCGCUAAUACUACUGCCCUUGUGGAUGGAGCUAGCUGUGAAGCUAGCUAACUAGCUGUUGUGUAGGAAAUUAUCCUAUAUUGCGGGUUUCCUUUACAUAGAUUUAUCGAGACGCAUAUCUGGAUCUAGGUUUGGACCGUGUGACGCCAUGGCAGCUAGGAUUUUUCCAGUAGUCAAGUUAGCUACAAAAGUGGGCAUUGCUGGAGGGGCUGUAUACGUGGCCUAUGAUUCGGGACUGCUCGGUGGCAGCACUGAGGGCUCCGAGGCUCUAAGCAAAGCGAAAGCAGCCAUCCCUCCCGCUGUGGACGAGUGGAGUAAAUACUUUGGUUUGGAGCUUCCUGCAGCACCCAAAAUCGAGUUUUCCCCAUGUGAUGCUUGGAACUCAGGAGUGCGGAAGUCCAUCCAUGCAUUGUCAGUGGCUCCAAGUGUGAUGUGCGAGUACACCAGUCAAGGCUUGCAGUAUGUUAAGGACCUUAUUAAAUGAACGCUUACUUCUUCAUGCUUAUAGUUGAUUGCAAUUAUGAUUCCUGUGUGUAAGCUGAACGCUAAAUGGUGCACAUGGAAAAUCCUAUAUGUACAAGUCCUAUACUUUAAAAGCUAAAUUCAAGGGAAAGACUGAAGAUGUGGUCAAAUUUCUUUAUUUUUAAAUUCUGUGAAAUACCUGUUCUAAAGGUAUUUAAGUAAAAUGAGUAUAGUUUUAUGAAUAUACACAUGAACAAGGGAUAAGGCUAUAUUGCUAUUGUAUUUAUCUUUUCCCUUUACUUUAUCAGACCAUCUGCAUUUUGGUAUGUUAAAUAAUGUACUUUGUUGACUGUAAAAUAAACCUUAAGCCUAUU